Molecule: messenger RNA, 558 nt
Organism: Fonsecaea erecta
Lineage: Eukaryota; Fungi; Ascomycota; Eurotiomycetes; Chaetothyriales; Herpotrichiellaceae
Exons: 2
Coding region: 1-558 (185 amino acids)
Source: RefSeq, a predicted model, not a curated record
AUGGCCUGCGUCGCAGCAGCCGCACCUUCUUCGGGCUGGUCUGGCGGCGGCUAUGGAAACGGCGGCGGCAGCGGAAACUGCAUUUCGCAAGCCCAGGCAACACAGAUCGUCCACGACUACGCCUUCUUCCUCGCGCAUGCCGACCCCAGCCAGGUUGCACAAGCCAAUGCGACAGCCCAGAAGAUCCUCGCUUCCGACUUCACCGAGCAGUCCGACUCGAUCAAUGGUUUCCUUGGCCUCAAGCCGGGUGACCUUACCUUCCCCACCAAGGAGGAAUACAUCAGUGUGGUUCUGAGCCAGCCCGCCAUCACCGGCAUCACCGACCUCCAGCUCGUCCCCUUCAACUGCAACCAGAUCCUGUGGUACUGGAAGUUCGCCAACCCAGGCAACUUCAACGCCCCGCAGCCGCCCCAGGCUGUGCAGGGAAUGAACAUUUUUGACAUCAACGACAAGGGUCUUAUUGAGCACGUCAACGUCGAAUUCAGCGUCUUCUACUACGUCGACCUUGGCUUCAACGUCUCGGGCUUUAGCGGCCCGAUCGCGGGUGUCAACCCAUGA